UUUUCGGGCAGUAAGAAACGGGUCGUUUCGGGCAUACUCUCGGAUCAUCUCUCGCUCUCUUCGUUCAUCGCCACCUUCGUCUCUCUGCGCGGUGGGCAUUCUCACUGGGAGAUGAGCAACCAAGCAGAUAUGAGCAACCAAGCAGAGCAAGAUCCCAUGGCCAAAGCCACUAUCGCAGCCGAAGAGCUUUACCACACUCGGGACACUUAUUUUCCUGCAAACCCAGAUGAGAAAAUCUCCAAACUGCAAACAGAAUCCGAUCUUGCUCUCAAGCUCCUCGAUUCUGUUCCUCCAGAACAAAGGAAAUUGCCCAUGCAGCGUGCAGCAUAUGAAUAUCUGAGAGGAAAAAUAUUGGAUGUAUUUCCAGACUAUAGGAAAGAAGCAGAGGAUCAUCUCUCAAAAGCUGUUAAGUUGAAUCCAUCUCUUGCAGAUGCUUGGCUGUGUUUAGGCAACUGCAUUUGGAAGAAGGAAGAUCUAUCUGCAGCAAAGAACUGCUUCACUCUUGCAUUAAGCAAGGGUCCUAACAAAAAAAUACUUUGUCAGUUAUCCAUGCUUGAAAGAAGAAUGGCUCAAGGAACUGAGAAUGAGGUAGAACUUAUUGAGGAAAGCAUCCAGCAUGCAAAGGAAGCUAUUACUUUGGACGUCAAGGAUGGGAAUUCUUGGUACAAUCUAGGAAAUGCAUGCCUUACCAGUUUUUUCGUGACUGGAGCUUGGGAUCACAGCAAACUUCUGCAGUCUUUGAAAGCAUACCAAAAUGCUGAGAAAGAUGAAAGAAUGAAGUCCAAUCCAGACCUUUAUUUUAACAAUGCUACUGUAAACAAAUAUUUAGAGAACUAUGAGAGGGCCCUCAGAGGAUUUGAAGCUGCUGCUUUGAAGGAUCCUGGUCUUAAUGCUGGAGAGGAGGUUCAAAAGAUGGUUAACCUUCUUGACAAGUUGGAGAAUAUGUUGAGGGGACAUGCUCGAGCUAAACGACUUGCAUCUUUAGCAUCAUCGCUGGGAGCUGUUAAUUUGAGUUCCUCAUACAAACAAGCCACUAUAGAUCUUCUGUUGGAAGGUCUGAACAAAGCAGUUGCAGUUGUAGGGAAAGUGGUAUUCUUCAUUAAGCAUGAAGGCAUUGCUCCCCUAUACUACCUGGUAUGUGAUUCAAAUCAAAUAUGCUUCAUUCUGUCACUCUAUGGCACACGCAAUGAUGCGAUCAAAGAAGGAGAUCAGCUAUCUUUAUUGGAACCUUAUUAUCGUUACAUUGAUUUUUCUUGGAAGGGAAAGCAUUACCAGUUCAAGUCAAUUCGUGUUGAUUUCUUGGAACAAGUUCUUGUGAAUGGCAAAGCUCUGUCUCCUCGCCAAGCAGUCCCUACAUCCAUCUUUGCACAACAUAAACCAUGAAAAGUUGAAUCAAGUCACUUUUGUUCUUUGAUGGGUUUUGCUGGUCUUCAUUCACUUUGUGCUGUAUCAUUUGUAAAUAGUAUAGGGAUAAAAAAAAAAACUACAGGAAAAUGGUUUUUGCCUGGAGUGAAAUAGUGCAAAUGGAUUAACUGGAAAUGGUUCAUUAUGAUUUAUGUGGAAUUGCUCAUAGAUGAAUAUUGAACGAAGUUACAAAAUUGCUUCUUUCGGAUAUUUCUGAGGUUUCUGUGGGAUGCCAAUGCAUGGUUUUGUAAUCGCCAUGUAUUCAGUCCAAAAUGUAUCGUGAACUACUCCAUUAUUUUACUCUGUUGACAGAA
Messenger RNA from Juglans regia (Persian walnut), 1718 nucleotides. Its product is annotated as tetratricopeptide repeat protein 5-like. The transcript has 13 exons. Gene Ontology annotation, molecular function: protein binding. The record is from RefSeq and is a predicted model, not a curated record. The coding region runs from base 112 to 1383 and encodes 423 amino acids. Lineage: Eukaryota; Viridiplantae; Streptophyta; Magnoliopsida; Fagales; Juglandaceae.